Hemibagrus wyckioides is the source of this 2817-nucleotide messenger RNA. It is a transcript of the gene hs2st1b, whose product is annotated as heparan sulfate 2-O-sulfotransferase 1b. The coding region runs from base 360 to 1430 and encodes 356 amino acids. Gene Ontology annotation, cellular component: membrane. The record is from RefSeq and is a predicted model, not a curated record. Gene Ontology annotation, molecular function: heparan sulfate 2-sulfotransferase activity. The transcript is spliced from 7 exons. Lineage: Eukaryota; Metazoa; Chordata; Actinopteri; Siluriformes; Bagridae.
AGGAAAACCGCACACACACACACACACACACACACACGGAGGCAGUAGCAUCACGGAGAGCUCACAACUGUGGAGCACUUCAACCAGGCAAAAGCGUUCACACACGUACAUCCCUAAGGCACAAUAGAAAUGCAAUGUACUUCGUGAAAUCGACUAAAGCUCCGGCAUCAUUUUCAGCACUUUUACUCCAACACCAGUGUUCGGACUGAGCUCGUCGCGCGCAUGUGUGUCUGAUCGGCGAUUUCUCAGCCUGCUUUUGCGGCAUGACAUGCAGAUAGAUCACCCUCAUCAGCACCACUACCAUCAUCUUCAUCAUCAUCGUCAUCCUCCUCUUCUUCCUCCUCCUGUAGUGUGGUUUAAUGGGGCUCCUGAGGACCAUGAUGCCGCCCAAGUUUCAGCUCCUGGCUCUGGUGCUUUUUGCGCUGGCCAUGCUCUUCAUCGAGAACCAGAUCCGCAAACUGGAGGAGUCCCGAGCAAAGCUGGAGCGCACUAUGGCCAGGUUGGAGCUGCGUGAGGUGGAGCAGAGGCAGAAUCAUGACACACUUCGUGAAUCCCCUGCGCUCUCCGAAAGGGAUGAUUUGCUCAUCAUCUACAACCGUGUGCCCAAAACUGGCAGCACGUCCUUCACAAACAUCGCCUACGACCUCUGUGCUAAGAACCGCUACCACGUUCUGCAUAUCAAUACCACCAAGAACAAUCCAGUCAUGUCCCUGCAGGAUCAGGUGAGGUUUGUUCGGAACGUGACCUCCUGGAAGGAGAUGAAGCCAGGGUUUUACCACGGACAUGUAGCAUACCUGGAUUUCUCCAAGUUUAGUGUGAGAGCAAAGCCCAUUUACAUUAAUGUAGUGCGUGACCCUAUUGAACGCCUGGUGUCCUACUACUACUUCCUGCGCUUUGGAGACGACUACAGACCCGGCCUGAGGCGGAGAAAACAGGGAGACAAAAAGACGUUUGAUGAGUGUGUGGCUGCAGGGGGAUCUGACUGCGCUCCAGAGAAACUCUGGCUACAGAUUCCAUUUUUUUGUGGUCAUUCCUCCGAGUGCUGGAAUGUAGGUAGUCGCUGGGCUCUGGAGCAGGCCAAGUACAAUCUGGUGAACGAGUAUCUGCUGGUGGGAGUGACUGAGGAGCUGGAGGACUUCAUCAUGAUGUUGGAGGCAGCACUGCCACGUUUUUUCAGAGGAGCCACUGAUCUCUACCGCACAGGUAAGAAGUCCCACCUGAGGAAGACAAGCGAGAAGAAGCCUCCAACCAAAGAGUCCAUCUCCAAGCUGCAGCAGUCAGACGUGUGGAAGAUGGAGAACGAAUUCUACGAGUUUGCGCUCGAGCAGUUCCAGUUCGUCCGUGCUCAUGGUGUCAGAGAGAAGGACGGAGAGCUGUUUGUGUUGGCGCAGAACUUCUUCUACGAGAAAAUCUACCCGAAAGUGAACUGAAACAGGAGAAAAAAGCCAUGACUUUUAACCUCUGUAUUUUCCAUCAUCACCAUGGAGGAGGACGAGGAGAAGAGAGCGCUUUGAGUAGGAAAUUCCGUCUGUGGAAAUAGAAAAUGUUUGUGAUUUAUUACCUCCUCAUUCAUAGUACAGUGGAAUUCUACUGUAUCUACAGUAACACUGUUUAUUGUAGAGAUGGAGAAUAUUUAAACUAUGCCGUGAGCGGUGAUUACAGGAACUUUUCGAGUACUCUGAUGUCCAGUGCUCUUCUUUCUCAGACUUUAUGGCAGCCUGGAUAAAUUUAUCACACAUGAAAAAAAAAGCAUUUGUUUAAAAUAAUUCAUUUCGACUCCCUAAAAAGAGAUAAAGGGUUCAUUGAAAGGGAAACUCAACAGGGUGAAACAUGGGGCUACUUUUUUUUUUGUACCAGCCAGCGGCACAUUAAACGCACCUUCCAUUUUAUUAUUAAGUGUUCUCAACUCUUUUUUUUCCCUCCUCUUUGGCAUUGUGCGCUUUUUAUAAUAGAAUGCCAUGUACAGUGUUUAGUGUGAGUAUUAUACCCCAAUAAAAGGUCAAGUAGAACUCAAACAUCAUGUACAUAAAGCCUAUUUUCCGCUAUCGGACCAAACGUCUAUAAGAGAAAGGGAGUCGUAGACGUUGAGCUACGUCUUUGGAGUGCUGAGAGGGGAAAAAAAAAGAAGAAGAAAAAGAAGACGCAGUGCUUGAAAUAUUGCGCUUCACAAUCCCAAUUUUUUUCUGUUUGUUUUUCAGUGUGGUUUUAAUGCAAAAGAUUUCCAAUGGACCACUGAAGAAAAAAAAUCCGCUUGGGUAACUAUCAUCAGCGUGCAAAUAGUGCGGUCCACUGAUUUCUAAUGAAAAAGGACAGAAGAAUGUGACUUCAGCCUUCAGCUUGGACUGUGGUCCUGUAGCUCCUCAGAGGAACACUAACUGAACACUUUGAUGAUCUUUGUGGAGAUCCUGUGCUUGUUGGCAGCUGUGGAUUGUCCAAAACAACAACAAAAUGUUUAGUGCUGUUUAGUUCCCCCAAAUCGUGAUGUGUUUUUGCUGCUGUAUCUGUAAAGAAGAGCUGCUCAGAGACGACUCUGGGUACAGAGAGAUUUAAGAGCCAGGAACAAAAUUUACUGGAAAUCAUCCUCCAUUUCCUGUACUGUGACACACACACAGACAGAUCCUAACUAGCUCUACGUUCAAUAGUGCCUUCAUAACCAAACGGUCAGUGUUCAUUCUCUGAAUGGUCAACAUUAUCACUCACUUUUCUAGGCCAUGUGUUUUUUCGGAUACCAGCUUUCUUUUGGAUUUUCUGUUCUUAAUGUUUUCUUGGUGAAAAAUUGUCUUUAAUGCAUUUUAAUAAAUCCUGAACUGUAGUUGA